This is a messenger RNA of Nematolebias whitei (Rio pearlfish), 2496 nucleotides long. Its product is annotated as adenylate cyclase type 1-like. Lineage: Eukaryota; Metazoa; Chordata; Actinopteri; Cyprinodontiformes; Rivulidae. The transcript is spliced from 16 exons. The record is from RefSeq and is a predicted model, not a curated record. Gene Ontology annotation, molecular function: adenylate cyclase activity. Gene Ontology annotation, cellular component: plasma membrane. Gene Ontology annotation, biological process: intracellular signal transduction; cAMP biosynthetic process; adenylate cyclase-activating G protein-coupled receptor signaling pathway.
GGGGGACUGUUAUUACUGUGUUUCUGGACUGACUCAACCCAAGACGGACCAUGCUCACUGCUGUGUGGAAAUGGGUCUAGACAUGAUUGACACCAUAACGUCAGUAGCAGAGGCCACAGAAGUAAACCUUAACAUGCGUGUGGGCUUGCACACGGGACGAGUGCUGUGUGGAGUGCUGGGCCUCAGGAAGUGGCAGUAUGAUGUGUGGUCAAAUGAUGUGACGCUGGCCAAUGUGAUGGAAGCAGGAGGACUACCGGGGAAGGUUCACAUCACCAGAUCAACGCUCGAGUGCCUAAAUGGAGAUUAUGAGGUGGAGCCUGGAAAUGGUCACGAAAGGAAUGCCUUCCUUCAAAAGCAUGAAAUAGAAACUUUCUUUAUUGUGCCAUCUCACCGACGAAAGAUAUUCCCAGGAUUGAUUCUUUCGGAUAUAAAGCCUGCCAAAAAAAUGAAGUUCAAAACUGUGUGCUACUUACUGGUGCAGCUCAUGCACUGCAGGAAGAUGUUCAAGGCUGAGAUUCCCUUCUCCAAUGUCAUGAACUGCGAGGACGGUGACAAGCGGAGGGCCAUGCGUACAGCUCCACAGAAGCUGAGGAACCACAACAAUGCUAACCAGGCUAACGUGAUCCAGAGCAGUCCCAGAACCAGGGUCAACCGCUACAUUGGUCGGCUGAUCGAGGCCCGCCAGACCGAGUCGGACACAGCAGACCUCAACUUCCUCACACUCAUGUAUAAGUGCUCUGAGCGCGAGCAGAAGUACCACCAGGUUCCUGAUGAGUACUUCACCAGCGCAGUGGUCCUCUCUCUGAUCCUAGCUGCCUUGUUUGGCCUUGUUUAUCUUCUCAUCAUACCCCAGGGCACAGUGGUACUUGUCCUCCUCGUCUUCUGCAUCUGCUUCCUAGUUACUUGUAUUAUGUACCUCCAUAUUACUAGAAUACAGUGUUUUCCAGGGUGCCUGACCAUUCAGAUUCGUACAGCUCUCUGUAUUCUCAUAGUGCUCUUAAUCUACGCUGUGGCCCAGGCCUGUGUUGUGGGCUGUAUGCCCUGGUGGUGGGGUAGUGCCAAUACAAACAGCUCCAUCGUCAUCAUCGAUGUGGACAGCGAAGCUAACCGCACCAUGACGGAGAUGCCCUGUGACGGGGCCCGCUAUGCCUUCCUCUCCUGUGUGGUGGGCACCCUCACCUUGGCACUUUUCCUGCGUAUCUCUUGGCUGCCAAAGAUGGCGCUGAUGCUCCUUGUAGGGGUGCUGUAUGUCACCGUGCUGGAGCUCAGCGGCUUUCGCAAGACUGCAGGGUGAGGGCCUGGGGGGUCCUUCCACAUCCGGGGCUACGAGCCCAUCCUGUCUCUGUUGCUCUUUGUCAGUGCGCUGGCCCUCCACUCCAGGCAACUUGACCUCAAACUGCGCUUGGACUUCCUUUGGGCUGUGCAGGCAGAGGAGGAAAGGGACGGGAUGGAGAAAGUAAAGCUGGACAAUCGGAGGAUCCUCUUCAAUCUACUGCCUGCCCACGUGGCUCAGCACUUCUUAAUGUCAAACCCUAGAAACAUGGUGAGCCACGCUAACAAACAGGCAGGCAGUCAGACAGACAAACAGGAUCUGUAUUAUCAGUCCUACGCUCAAGUCGGUGUCCUAUUUGCCUCAAUCCCGAACUUUAAUGAUUUCUACAUUGAACUGGACGGCAACAACAUGGGAGUGGAGUGCCUGAGGCUGCUGAAUGAAAUCAUCGCUGACUUUGAUGAGCUCAUGGAUAAGGAAUGCUACAAAGACAUUGAGAAAAUCAAAACCAUUGGCAGCACAUACAUGGCAGCCGUGGGACUCGUCCCCACUGUUGGAAACAAGGAGAAAAAAUUGGUUUAUGACCACGUGAGCACAUUAGCAGACUACGCCAUCGAAAUGUUUGACGUCUUGGAUGAAAUCAACUACCAAUCAUACAACGAGUUUGUCCUGAGAGUGGGUAUCAAUGUGGGUCCAGUAGUUGCAGGGGUGAUUGGUGCACGGAGGCCUCAGUAUGACAUCUGGGGUAACACGGUCAAUGUGGCGAGUCGGAUGGACAGCACUGGUGUUCCAGGAAAAAUACAGGUCACUGAGGAGGUUUAUCGGCUACUGAACACCAACUAUGACCUGGUCUGCCGUGGCAAGGUCAGCGUAAAAGGCAAAGGUGAGAUGUUGACUUACUUCCUGGAAGGGAAGGUGCAGGGCAUUGGCACAGCAACCACUUCAUCAGUGAUGCGUUCUGCCAGCUUAGCACGCCGCAUCCACUCCUGUGGCAAGACCAGCGUCCCAACCAAUCUGGGCAGCGUCUCCUCCGCUGCCAGCCUGAGCGUGGCUCACACGAGCACAGCCAGCAAUGUUCAGAUUAACAUUGGCAACAGCCAAGCGACAAGCCUGCCCUCUUCCUGCGUGCCUGCAGUGGGUGAGGAGGAAGAUGAAGAGGACAUAGAGGUGACGCAGAUCCAAAUCGAGGCUGUGGCAGCCAUUGCAGAUGCAGCAGUCUAAGAAGA